Messenger RNA from Polistes canadensis, 733 nucleotides. RefSeq names its product 40S ribosomal protein S7 (gene RpS7). The transcript is spliced from 5 exons. NCBI's taxonomy places the organism in Eukaryota, Metazoa, Arthropoda, Insecta, Hymenoptera, Vespidae. Gene Ontology annotation, cellular component: 90S preribosome; ribosome; small-subunit processome. The record is from RefSeq and is a predicted model, not a curated record. Bases 112 to 693 code for a protein of 193 amino acids. Gene Ontology annotation, molecular function: structural constituent of ribosome. Gene Ontology annotation, biological process: translation; ribosomal small subunit biogenesis; rRNA processing.
UUGCAUUCUAUGUUCUUUCUAUCUUCUCUCUCGUUUAGCAUGGUGUUGAAGCUUUCGAGCUGCGUGUUCUACCGGAUUUUUUGACUAUAAAGAAAAAUUGAAGAAAGAACGAUGUUCACUGCAAAUGCUAAAAUCAUAAAGAGUGGGGGCGCCGAAGCCGACCAGUUUGAGGCCAGUAUUUCACAAGCUCUUUUAGAGCUAGAAAUGAAUAGUGAUCUCAAAUCACAAUUGAGGGAGCUUUAUAUUACUAAGGCAAGAGAAAUUGAAACCAACAAUAAAAAGUCAAUAAUUAUUUAUGUACCAAUGCCAAAAUUAAAAGCAUUUCAAAAAAUUCACACGAGAUUGGUACGCGAGUUAGAAAAGAAGUUCUCUGGUAAACAUGUUAUGUUUGUAGGAGAACGAAAAAUCUUACCUAAACCAACUAGGAAAACGCGUACAAAGAAUAAGCAAAAGAGACCAAGAAGCCGCACAUUGACUGCCGUCUACGAUGCACUUCUGGAAGAUUUGGUCUAUCCAGUUGAAAUUGUUGGCAAACGCAUUCGCGUUAAAGCAGAGGGCAAACAACUUAUUAAAGUUCACUUGGAUAAAAAUGAGCAGACUAACAUUGAACAUAAAGUUGACACUUUCGCCUCUGUUUAUAAGAAACUGACAGGUCGAGAUGUAACAUUUGAAUUUCCUGAAUCAUAUGCAUGAUUUCAUAAAAAAUAAAUACUAUUGAAAUAAUUCCAACAUA